AUGCAACAACACCAGCCAACAGUAGCCUUCUUCGGAGCGACGGGGGGAUGUGCCAAUGCGUGUCUGGCUCUUGCCCUACAAGCCGGCGUUCAUUGUUCCGCCCUGGCUCGCACGCCCUCCAAGCUCCACAAUUUGCUCCAGCAGCUCAAUGUCUCCGAGUCCGCCAUUGCAAACUACCUAACGGUCACGGAAGGUGAUAUCUACGAUCACCAAGCUGUUCAAAAGACCCUCUAUGUCGACGGCCGCCCCGUUGAUCUGAUCAUCUCCGGCCUCGGCGGCAAGCCACGCUUCGAGUAUGGCAUCAAAGCCACCCUAGACAACCCAACCAUUUGCCAAGAUGGCAUCCAGAGUAUCAUUUCUGCCGCUCGAUCGUGUCCCCAGAAGCCCCGCAUCGUGAUCAUUAGCACCACCGGCCUCAGCAACACGCGCGACGUGCCACUCAUGAUGCUGCCCCUGUACCAUUGGCUGCUCAAGGUUCCACACGCGGAUAAGAAGGUGAUGGAGGACCUUGUUGUGGCCGAGAUGCAGAAGCCGGAGGAGGAACGCGCCAUCGACGGGUAUCUCUUCGUACGGCCCUCCUUGUUAGUGAAUGGCGAUGGCGAUGGUCUGUCGAAGAUCAGGACCGGCACUGACGAGAACCCCGCGGUGGGCUAUUUUAUUAGUCGUCGGGACGUGGGUCUUUGGAUCUUCGAGAGGGUAAUUCAUCAGGCAUCGCUUGCGGACUGUCUGUAUUGGGGGCAGAAGGUGUCCCUGACGGCCUAG
Messenger RNA from Aspergillus luchuensis, 762 nucleotides. RefSeq names its product NAD(P)-dependent oxidoreductase. Lineage: Eukaryota; Fungi; Ascomycota; Eurotiomycetes; Eurotiales; Aspergillaceae. The transcript has 2 exons. Bases 1 to 762 code for a protein of 253 amino acids. The record is from RefSeq and is a predicted model, not a curated record.